This is a messenger RNA of Xylona heveae TC161, 1948 nucleotides long. RefSeq lists its product as hypothetical. Gene Ontology annotation, biological process: nuclear-transcribed mRNA catabolic process, nonsense-mediated decay; positive regulation of translation. The coding region runs from base 88 to 1848 and encodes 586 amino acids. The record is from RefSeq and is a predicted model, not a curated record. Gene Ontology annotation, molecular function: mRNA binding. Lineage: Eukaryota; Fungi; Ascomycota; Xylonomycetes; Xylonales; Xylonaceae. Gene Ontology annotation, cellular component: cytoplasm; nucleolus. The transcript is spliced from 2 exons.
AUUUGGAAUUUGACUUUUCAAUUGUCUAUUCCUUUUUACCCGGCAAAGGAACACCAUCAGCUGGCACAUUUCUGGUCCGGGAUCAGUAUGGCUGCCGCUGGUGCGCCUAUUUCGAUAGCGAAACCUUCUGCUGAUGGCCCAGUCAACGGGAUUCUUGCAGUGAACCCCUCGGCGAUCCAGAAAGGUACAUCGGCGGGCAAUACACCAAAGACAAGCUCUAGCAGAUCGAAUGCGCCCCGAUUAAAGGUGAUAAUUAGGAGGCUUCCACCAGCAUUUAGCGCUACGGAACUCGAUACUGCUUUGGGCGAUGAGUGGAAAGUAGGAGCAGGAAAGAUUGACUGGGCGCAAUACCGGCCUGGCAAGGUCUCCAAAGAUCCGGCAAAACCUUCACGCCCUUCUCGAGCUUACCUCCACUUGACCGACACGACUCAUCUCAAUGCGCUUUCAGAACUUGUGCGCAAUACUACUUUUCACGAUGCAAAAGGCACAUUCAGAGACCCUUGUUUAUUAGCGCCACCUACAGCAGAAUUUGCUCCGUACGGACGAAUCCCGAACGGCCGUCGUCGAAAUGAUGCUCGACAGGGCACAAUAGAUCAGGAUCCCGAAUUUAUCGACUUUCUCGAAAGUCUCACAAACCCAAUUCAGAAGCCACCGAAUGUUGAUAAUUUGCCCGAAUCGACCUCAAAAAAGGAAGAGGCGGCCACGACUACGCCGCUUGUUCAAUACAUUAAAGAGAAGAAAGCCGCGAAAACCAAGGAGCCAAGUACUACUUCUAGGGGAUCGAAAGAAUCCAGAAGCGAGCGAGUUUCGGAAAAGAGAAUCCUCACAAAGAGUAGCAAGGACGCUGCCUCCAGCCAAGAGAAGAAGGGUUCGCGCGAAGCACGAGCGGAGAGGGGUGCCAAGGACCCUAUCAAGGUUCUAAGCAGGGAGGCCUCAACCCCUAGUAAGAGAAGCCAACCCUCAUCCCCGACUGUUGCCGCGGCUCCGUCCAAAGAGACAGAGAGGAAACGAGAGCGCGGAAAUGCAAGCGCCGCUGCAAAGAUACUGCAAAGGGAUUUGGGGCUUGGAAGUGGCAGUGGCAGACGUGGAUCAAAGCGGGAAACAAGCACCGAGACUACUUCGGCCGGAACAUCAUCUAGAGCGCAGAGCUCCUCCAAGCAAGAUGAACCAGCGACAAAACCUAGCUCGCCAGCGCCAACGGAAAAGGGAGCAUCCACUAGCACGAGGGCUCCCAAAGGCGAAGGAAAGCGCGCACGUGGAGAGAAGAAGACGGAAAAGAGUGGAGUCUCGUCUACUACUCCUUCACAGACACCCUCUCCAGCUCCCACUCUUUUGAAGAAGCCGGGUUCUGGAAAACCCGGAGGGGGACAAGCAGCAUCUCGGCCGGCAUCGAAGGGAAGUUCAGCAAACACAGCUUCUUCCAACGCUCCUACGCAAUCAACUUCUGCCGGUCCUACGCAAGCAUUCCUAAAACAUGCAAAUGUCUCACAAGGUAUCACGGAGCCAUUGGUAACUACAUCUAUGAGCGCAUACGGAAAAGUCACAAAGGUCGAGAUGGAUAAGCGCAAGGGAUUUGCAUAUGUUGACUUUGCCGAUGCUCAAGGCUUACAAGCCGCCGUUAAGGCCAGUCCAGUCAGCAUCGGUCAAGGUCAAGUCACUAUUGUUGAACGAAAACCUCAGGCUCGUUCGACACCAAGUGCCAAAGGAGGCAAAAGUGAGGGCCGUAGCUUGGGACAUGCAGGAGGAAAUUCAGGAGCGAUACCAGCAAAAGGUGGACGAGGUCGAGGACGCGGAGGCGGCGGCGCAGGAAGAGGAUCUGGGAAUGCAGGCGACGCAUCCACAGCGUAGCCAGCUUGAGCAUGUGCAACACAUGAAUAACUCCAUAGUAAUAUGACAGGUACUCAGAACAUAUUUUACCAUUGCCGCAUAAGGCAUCCAAUGAUACCAC